UCCGAUGAUAUCCAAUUAUAGACUGUCGAAUACAUUUGUUCCGCCUCUGUCGCGUUGUGCAAUUCAAUCAAGAGAAUCGUUAAAAUAAAUUAAAUUACAAAUCUCCAACUUAAAAAUCCGUGAGUUUGUUAGUUUUGAUCAAAAUCUUGAUAAGCGACAAUCGCCGGCUACUACAAAAAAUGUCUUUAAUCAACAAAAUGUUCGUAUUUCUGGCAUUUUUUGCAUUAUCAACCAUUCAUGCCGAAAAACCGCAAGUUCACGUAGUUUUUGAAGCUUUAUGCCCUGCAAGUAUCAAUUUCGUGGAAACAAAUUUAAAGUCAAACUACUCUCCGGUCCUCAAAGAUCAUGUCGACAUCACUUUUAUCCCAUUCGGAAAAGCACGAGAAGUUCCUGAACCGGAAAAGUUCUCUUGUCAACACGGUCCGGAAGAAUGUCAACUUAACAUGAUGAUGUCAUGUGCCUUGUACUUCCUGAAAGAGCAACCAAAGCAAGUUGAUUUCGUCGUUUGUGCCAUGAAAUUGAGGGAAAAUUGGAUGGAGUGUGCCAAAAAAGUUAAAAUUUUACCUGAAAACGUCCUGAAAUGCUACAAUGGAACCUCGAUGGGCGAAGAAUUACAAGUCAAAGCAAUGCAACUACAGAAUGAAGUGUUGGGCGGAUUCCCGAAAGGUGUUCCAACUAUCGUUGUUGAUCGCAAACCUGAUGAUUAUUUGACUCGAUUGGCUUUUGAAGACUUAAGGAAGGCACUUUGUGAGUUGUUCCAUGAAAAAACCGACACGAAAUGGACUCAAGAGUUAAUUGAUUAUUGCAAGUAGUGGAUUUUCAUGCUUUGAUGAGUUCAGAAUCUUUCAUUUUUGAUGACUUUAUGUCCUUGAAAAGAGUCUCAGGUACUUCAGUGAUGUCGAGUUAGCUGAAAAACAUUUAAAUUAAAUUAAAUUAAAUAAAUUAAAAAUUUAAAAAAAAUUAAAAAUCAUUUAAAAAAUCUUCAAAAUUGAAAAAAAAAAU
Culicoides brevitarsis is the source of this 1002-nucleotide messenger RNA. Its product is annotated as GILT-like protein 1. Gene Ontology annotation, molecular function: oxidoreductase activity, acting on a sulfur group of donors, disulfide as acceptor. The record is from RefSeq and is a predicted model, not a curated record. NCBI's taxonomy places the organism in Eukaryota, Metazoa, Arthropoda, Insecta, Diptera, Ceratopogonidae. The transcript has 2 exons. The coding region runs from base 180 to 812 and encodes 210 amino acids.